Molecule: messenger RNA, 1374 nt
Organism: Strongyloides ratti
Lineage: Eukaryota; Metazoa; Nematoda; Chromadorea; Rhabditida; Strongyloididae
Product: Tyrosine aminotransferase
Exons: 3
Coding region: 1-1374 (457 amino acids)
Biological process (GO): biosynthetic process; aromatic amino acid metabolic process
Molecular function (GO): L-tyrosine:2-oxoglutarate transaminase activity; pyridoxal phosphate binding
Source: RefSeq, a predicted model, not a curated record
AUGGGAAAACUUGAAGCACCAGUUUUAAAUGCAGCAACAUGUGAUAAAAUUAUUGGUGAGAAAGGCAAAAGUUUACCAGUUCCUACUCCAAGUCAACCACAACAAGUAAUUAAUAAAUGGGUGCCAUUAAAACCAUCAACAUUUGCUCAAAAUACUGUAAAUCCUGUUAGAUCAUUUGUUGAAGCUUUAUCAAUUAAACCAAAUCCCAAAUUAAAACCAAUAAAACUUAAUCUUGGUGAUCCAACAUUAAUUGGAAAUCUUCCACCACCAAAAGUUGCCAUUGAAAGUGUUCAAGAAGCUUUAUUAUCAAAUAAUUAUGAUGGUUAUGGACCAAGUGUUGGAUUUAUUCAAUCACGUCAAGCUGUUGUUGAUACUUUUAAUCAUCCAGAAGCACAAAUAACAGUUGAUGAUGUUAUUCUAACGAGUGGAUGUUCACAUGCUUUACAAAUAGCUAUUGAAAGUAUUGCAAAUAAAGGGGAUAAUAUUUUAGUACCAAAACCAGGAUUUCCAUUAUAUACAACUCUUAUGCAUCCUCUUGGUAUUGAAGACCGUUCAUAUAAUUUAAUACUUGGUGGAAGUGAAAAAAUAGAUUAUAAUCAAAUGGAAUCUAUUAUUGAUAAAAGAACAAAAGCAAUUAUUAUAAAUAAUCCAUCAAAUCCAGUUGGUAUUGUUCUUGAGGAAAAUGAUCUUAAAAAAAUUUUAGAAAUAGCAUUUAAACAUAAAAUUGUUAUUAUUGCUGAUGAAAUAUAUGGAAAUUUAACAUUUAAUGGUGCAACAUUUAAAAAUAUUGCUACAUUAACACCUAAAGUACCAGUUAUUAGUUGUGAUGGUAUUGCUAAAAGAUAUAUGAUUCCAGGAUGGAGAUUAGGAUGGAUAAUAAUUCAUGAUCGUUAUGGUGUUUUAGAACAUGUUAGAAAAGGAAUGAUAAGUUUAACACAGAAAAUUGUUGGUCCAUGUGCUUUAAUACAAGGUGCUUUACCAAAAAUAUUAAAAGAAACACCUUCAACAUAUUUUGAAGAAUCUAGAAAAAUAAUUGAAAAUAAUGCAAAAUUAUUCCUUGAUGGUUUUAAUGAAAUUCCAGGUUUAACACCAAUUAUGUCGAAUGGUGCAAUGUAUAUGAUGGUUAAAAUUGAUUCAUACACAUAUGGUGAUGAUAUGGAAUUUUUAAAAGAUUUAAUUAAACAACAAAGUGUUUAUUGUCUUCCAGGUGGUGCUUUUGGUACACCAUAUUGGUUUAGAGUUGUUUUAACAUAUCCUGAAUCACUGUCAAAACAAGCAAUUCAAAGAAUAGCAAUAUUUUGUAAAGAUAGACGUUUAAAAAAAUGUAAAGAGUUAGGUAAUAAAGAAAAAAGAUUAACUGAAAAUGCAUUAUGA